AUGACAAUUAUAAAACUUCUUCCUCUUAUCUUUUGCUUCCUCUGCUGCACUGCAGCAGCACAGGAGACGCAGCAGCAGCAGCAGCAAGAGCAGCAGCAAGAACAGCAGAAAGAGCCGCAGCAACAGCAACAGCAGCUGCUUGUGCUGCUGCCACCUUUGCUGCGGCUGCAGGAGCGAAUUGUUGCAGGUGUAGCCUCCUCAGUGUCUGCAGAUCAGCAGCAGCAGCAGCAGCAGCAGGCAGCAGAUAUGCCUGCUGCAGCAGCAGCAGAAGCAGAAACUGCUGCUGCUGCACCUACACCAACACCCUCUACUCCUCAACAGCAGCAACCAUAUGAACCACAGCAAACAGAGCAGCAGCAGCAGCAGCAGCAACAGCAACAGCAGCAGCAGCAGCAGCAGCAGGAUGCAGCACAGGACAGCAGCGCAGCAGCAGGAGAAGAGUUGCCAGAUAAUUCCUCUAUCCCUUCCUCCUUAGACCCAUCGGCAUCAGAGGAAGCAGCAGCAGCAGCUGCAGCAGCAGCAGCAGCAACAGCAGCAGCAACACCACGCCAACCUGAAGAAUUACCUGAUGCAGCAGCAGCAGCAGCAGCAAAUAUGCCCAAGGCCCUUCGUCCUAUGAGGACCUUAGCCUAUGGCAAUAUACACCAAACUGCUUACUACUUUGCAGGUACAGGAGUACCGCAGCGGCAAAGUUUGAUCUUAGAUACAGGAAGUUCUGUUAUGGCAUUUCCUUGCGAGCAUUGCAACAACAGCAGCAUAAGCAGCAGCAGUAGUAUUAGUAGUACAAUAGGAGUUGGUGGAGGAGGAUAUCCAUUUUUUACCAAUACAAGAACAACAAACAGCAGCAGCAGCAUCAAUAGCAGCAGCAGCAGCAGCAGCAGCAGCAGCAGCAGCAAUAAUGCUCCUCAAUUAGAUACAUCAUUACUUGCUGCAGUAUAUAAGAGCAGCAGUUUGCUGCAGCAAUACCUAAACAAUGCGAAUACAAUAGUAUCUCCUUCCUUAUCCCAGCUCCUGCAACAGCAGAAGCAGCAGCAGCAGCAGCAAGACAACAACAACAACAGCAGCAGCAGCAGCAGCAGCAGCAGCAGACAAGUGCAUGCAGCAGCAAUAAAUGGCUCAUUUGGCUGCCAUAUGGAGGAGACAAACUUAUUUCUUACACAAAGAGCAGCAGGAAUAUUAGGCCUAGAGGUAUUCAAUUCUUUUGGUCCCCCUACCUUCCCUUAUACUGUAUUAUUAGAGGAUUUAUAUACCAGCAGCAGCAGCAGCAGCAGCAGCAGCAGCAACAGCAGCAGCAGCAGCAGCAGCAGCAGCAGUAUGUAUAAUGUAUAUAAUAGUAGACCUUUGCAUCAUAUUCCUCCUCCUGCCUUUACACAAAGAUUUAUUCAUCAUAAUUCUCCUGUUGCUGCUGCUGCUGCUGCAGCAGCAGCAGCAGCAGCAGCAGCAGGAACAGCAGCAGGAACAGGAGAUAUGGACUAUAAUACCUUGUUUGAUGGACAACAACAUGAGCAACAUGAUAGAAGCAUAAGCAGCAGCAGCAGCAGCAGCAGCAGCAGCAGCAAAUGGCUAAGAGGAGAACGUGUAUUUUCUAUGUGUUUAUCUGAGCAUGGAGCUGCAGCAGCUGCAGCAGCAGCAGCAGCAGCAGCAGGAGGAGGACUAAAAAAAAAAGAUACAUUAUUAGUAUUAAUAGAUUCAGGUAGUACAUUAGCUUACUUCCCUCGUCAUUUAUAUAAACAAAUUGUUGUUGCUAUAGAGAAACAUUUACAUAAACAGCAAUUAAUAAGAGGAAGAAGGCUGCAGCAGCAGCAGCAGCAGCAGCAGCAGCAACAGCAGCAGCAGCAGCAGGAGCAGGAGCAGGAGCAGGAGCAGGAGGAUGGACAACAGAAACAGCAUCAAGAACAGCAGCAGAAACAGCAGCAGCAACAGCAGCAGCAGCAGCAGCAGCAAGAGGAGGAAGAAGAGGAAACAGAUGAAGAAAUAGCACAAAGAAUAUUCGCAAGAACAGAGAAAGGAAAAGGAAUAUUAACAAGACCUAUACUAGAGGAGGAGGUAGAGGUACAAUUACCUCCUAAUGCUGCUGCUGCUGCUGCUGCUGCUGCUGCAGCAGCAGCAGCAGCUGUUGCUGGAACACCAACAGAUGAAGAAGGUGAGGAAGAGAAGGAUGCAGCACCAGCAGCAGCAGCAGCAGCAGCAGCAGCAGCAGCAGACAGCAAAGAAAGACGUAAGUUAUUGCAGACACUAGGUAUCAAGAUCAACAGCAGCAGCGACAGCAACAACAGCAACGACAGCAGCAGCAGCAGCAGCAGCAGCAGCAGCAGCAGCAGCAGCAGCAGCAGCAGCAAUGAGGGUGGAUGGACAGGUGAUGAUCUAAUUGUACCCAACAGCAGCAGCACAGAUAUUGAUUGGGAAGAUCCUCUAGAUGACGAAGAAGCAGCAGCAGCAGCAGCAGCAGCAGGAGAGACACCACCAGCAGCAGCAGCAGCAGCAGGAAGAGGAAGAGAGAGAUUACCUAUUCAUAGGGUACAUCCUUCUGUUGCUGCUGCUGGGGCCCCUGCUGAUGUAGCUGCAGAGCCACAAAGGAGGCCCCGAGUGCAGCAACCACUGCAGCAGCAACAGCAGCAGCAGCAGCAGCAGCAGCGACGAGAUGGUUCAUUAUUAUUAACAGCAGCAGCAGCUGCAGCAGCAGCAGCAGCAGCAAAAACACCAGAAGCAGCAGACUCUUAUAGUACACCACUUCUCUCCCUAGAUGAGACAUCACCUCUUGCAGCAGCAGCCGAAACAGCAGCAGCAGCAGCAGCAGCAGCAACAGCAGCAACAGCAACAGAAGAAGAAGUAUCAAGUGGAUCAUCAUCGUAUAACCCAUCAAAAGAAAGAGGAGAAGAAGACACAGCAGCAGCAGCAGGAGCAGCAGGAGCAGCAGGAGGAAGAGGAGCAGCAGGAAGAGGACAAGCAGGUAACGAGAUAGAAGAUAAAGAAGCAUUACCAAUAUUAUUAGCAUUAAAUACAUUAUCUAAGAAAGAAUAUAACGAAGAAGAAGGAUAUAAUUUAUUACCUUUGUCUGCUGCAGUAAGGAAAUCAGCAGCAAUAAAAAUAAAUAAAAAAGAAGGAGAAAUAUGUUUUUUUUUACCUAAAGGUAAUAAAGAUCUUAAUUUAUUCCCUAUUAUUUAUUUAUUAUUUAUACCUACUAAUCCUCCUUCUCCUUCUUCUUAUCUUUCUCAUAAUAUUCAUGCGAAUUAUUCAUCACCAGCAGCAGCAGCAGCAGCAGCAGCAGCAGCAGCAGCAGCAGGAGGACAGCAACGUGCAAAUAAGCGUAGAAACAUAAAUACACCGAAUGGUGCAGCAGGACUAGGUGCAUCAGCAGCAGCAGCAAGAGCAGCAGCAGCAGGAGAAGAAGAAGAAGAAGAAGAAGAAGAAGAGGAAGAAGAAGAAGAAGAAGAAGAAGAUAAUAUAUGGGUAGAAUGGCAUCCAUCAUCUUAUUUAUAUAGUAAAGGUAAUGAACAUUAUCGUUGUUUAGCUAUUAACGAAGACAGCAGCAGCAAAGACACCGGUGUCUUGGGUAGUUCUUUUUUUAUUAAUAAAGAUAUUAUUAUACAUGUACAACAAGAAAUUAUUGGAUUUAUUAAUGCUAAUUGUCCUAAUAUUAAAUUAAAGGAUAGACCUCAAUUACCUAAAUUAUAA
Messenger RNA from Eimeria maxima, 3675 nucleotides. Its product is annotated as Aspartic protease 7, related. The coding region runs from base 1 to 3675 and encodes 1224 amino acids. Gene Ontology annotation, cellular component: nucleus. Gene Ontology annotation, biological process: regulation of transcription by RNA polymerase II; proteolysis. The transcript is spliced from 4 exons. Gene Ontology annotation, molecular function: transcription cis-regulatory region binding; aspartic-type endopeptidase activity. The record is from RefSeq and is a predicted model, not a curated record. Lineage: Eukaryota; Apicomplexa; Conoidasida; Eucoccidiorida; Eimeriidae.